Molecule: messenger RNA, 8303 nt
Organism: Peromyscus leucopus (white-footed mouse)
Lineage: Eukaryota; Metazoa; Chordata; Mammalia; Rodentia; Cricetidae
Gene: Gpatch8
Product: G-patch domain containing 8
Exons: 10
Coding region: 1721-5992 (1423 amino acids)
Cellular component (GO): nucleus
Molecular function (GO): nucleic acid binding
Source: RefSeq, a predicted model, not a curated record
GCUUCAACGAGGACAGAGACUUUCAGGGUAAUCACUUUGAUCAGUAUGAAGAAGGACAUUUGGAGAUUGAGCAAGCAUCCCUUGACAAGCCUAUAGAAUCGGUAAGAUGACCCGUGCUCACUUUGGGUCUUAGUCAGUUAGUUAGGCAGAGCUCGUGUGGCAGUGACGUGAGUGAAGUUAAACUUAGGUAGAAGGAAUAGUACGGUUUGGAGCCAGUACCCUGCAUGCCCUGUGUAAUUAGGUGAGCUUUGGAUGUGGUUUUAUAGUGUUGGGAAGUCAGUGGAACACAGAAAAGUCAGGAUUUAAUGGGAAAAAUGUCAUUUUGGCCCAUAUUAAGCUUUGAUAAAGACAGAAAGUUGGGUGUAGUGUUUUUAUAAAUUGAAUAAAGGAGUAAAAUGUAUUUUGAUCCUUUAAUACCUUUUCUGGGCAGUAUAAUCAUGUGUGAAAUGUUCCAGUAGAAACAGUUAAGUAGCAAACUGUUAGACCCCUGGAAGGAGACAUGGUAAGCUUAGUCUCUGUAGCUUAAGGAAUGUUUGGUGGUUUUUUUGUUUGUUUGUUUUUGUUUUUUGUUUCCAGGUCAAAAGUUAUUUAUUUUUGUCUUUCGCAGUUCUUAACCUAUGACAUCAAUGAUACCAAGUCAUAGAACAAGGAAAUUUAUUUUCUCUGUCUCUUAAUUAAAAAAAAAAAAGUCUUAUGUUUUGAGCACUUAAAAAAGAAAACAUUAUUUUUGAAUAACUAUCCAUUGUUAAAGUGUCUAAACUUGUUACUGUCAGUAUUAAAACUUUAUGCUUAUAUAAAUACAUAUGCUUUAUGCUUAUAUAUAUACAUACUUCAAAGGAUUUCUUUGAAGCAUUGGUAAAGCUGGAAUGGAUAAAAGGUCAGAAAGGGAGUCCUAGUUUUAUAUCAGUCAAGAUAGGUCCCCCUCCAUGGAAGAAACACUGGUUGCCUUUUCUUCUGGGAGAUAACAAGGAGGCUUAGAAAGUAUAGAUAGAUAAUUUAGUUCUUAUUUUCAAAACUAACAUAGUAAAGGAUCAACAUAUAUUUAUGUUCCUAAUUAGGUUGGUGUUGUGUGUGUUUGUGUGUGUGUUUAGAUGUUUACAGAAAUUUACACAACUUGGGGUGUUCGACAUUUUUCUUCCACAGCAGUUGGCCCAUAUUAGCUAAGCAGCCAUGAUCUGCCCAGUUUUUAAAGCCAGGAUAAUAUUGGACACCGCUUACUCCAGAAACAUGGGUGGAAGCUGGGCCAGGGAUUGGGAAAAUCUCUUCAGGGAGUCCCAUCUUGGACCUGAAUACUGAUUUGCCAGAACGAAUAAGUUAGAUGAAAGACUGGAAGGAAGCUAGAGUAAGUUUUCUCCCUUUAAACAGCUGACAUCCCAGCCCAUCCCCCAUCCCUGCCUUGUUGAAGAGGAGAUUAGAUUGUUCAUGUUCUCAAGUAGCAUUACAAAAAUCUCACACCCCAUCCUGACCAGUACAGAAACAGCUGCUCUAGCACAAAAUGUCCUUCCUCUGUCCUCACUGAUAUUGGGGGAGGGACAAAGCCCAACGGUACUUCACCCUGGCCCUGUCUGCCUGCUAGAAGGCCUGUUUCCUCCCCUGAUGGUCUCUGCCUAACAAACGGUGUUUCUUUUUUACAGCGUUAUGACCCUGGACUUGUUGUGGUGAUGGUAAACUUAGCAGUGGGAGAACAGACCCUAUUCCAAUCGUUGUCAAGUAUGAUGUCAUGGGCAUGGGUCGUAUGGAAAUGGAGCUGGAUUAUGCCGAAGAUGCUACCGAACGGCGUCGUGUCCUAGAAGUAGAAAAAGAAGACACAGAGGAGCUGAGACAAAAGUACAAGGAUUAUGUUGACAAAGAAAAGGCGAUCGCAAAAGCCUUAGAAGAUCUUAGAGCCAACUUUUACUGUGAACUCUGUGAUAAACAGUAUCAGAAACAUCAGGAAUUUGACAACCACAUUAACUCUUACGAUCACGCACACAAGCAGAGAUUAAAAGAUCUCAAGCAGAGAGAGUUUGCUCGAAAUGUCUCUUCAAGAUCCCGCAAAGAUGAAAAGAAGCAAGAGAAAGCCCUUCGGAGGCUCCAUGAGUUGGCAGAGCAGAGAAAACAAGCUGAAUGUGCACCUGGAAGCGGCCCCAUGUUCAGACCAACCACAGUGGCCGUAGAUGAAGACGGUGGCGAUGAGGAUAAAGACGAGUCGUCCGCAAACAGUGGUGCAAGUGCUGUCUCUUCUUGUGGCCUUGGACCUGACUUCCCCACAGACAAAGGGGGCUCCUUCACUGCAGUACAGAUCACCAGUACCACUGGACUGGCACAGGCUCCUGGGUCGGCCUCCCAAGGUAUCAGCUUUGGCAUUAAGAAUAAUCUGGGGCCCCCACUGCAGAAAUUGGGAGUUUCGUUUUCCUUUGCCAAAAAGGCUCCCGUCAAACUUGAAUCGAUAGCAUCUGUUUUCAAGGACCAUGCAGAGGAAGGGACCUCUGAAGAUGGAACAAAAGCUGAUGAGAAGAGUUCUGACCAAGGGGUACAGAAGGUGGGAGAUACUGAUGGGAGUGGAAAUCUUGAUGGAAAGAAAGAAGAUGAAGAUCCUCCAGAUGGAGGGUCCCUUGCCUCAACACUGUCCAAGUUAAAAAGGAUGAAGCGGGAAGAAGGAACUGGAGCUACAGAGCCAGAAUAUUACCACUACAUCCCCCCAGCACACUGCAAAGUCAAACCUAAUUUUCCCUUCUUACUCUUUAUGAGAGCCAGUGAACAAAUGGAAGGCGAUCAUAGUACACACUCAAAGAAUGUUGCAGACAACAAAAAAAGCAAUUCUCCCAAGCCUAAAGGUUGCAGUAAGGCAGCAGCAAGCCACGGAGCAGAAAAGACAGUUAGGGAAGUCUCUGAGCCACAAAAGGAAACCACUGUGGCUGAGCCUUCAGAACCUGGAGACAAAACUGAGACGAAGAAGGGCUCAGGAGGGGUUAUAGGUGAGCAAAGUAUGGAGAGUCAGGAGACUUCAGAGAGCCAGAUGCAUGAAUCCAAUCCAAAAGAAGUUUCUCAGGCCACCUCUGCAGCAAUAGCAGGCCAAGGACCCAAACAUCCCACUGGUCCGUUCUUUCCUGUGUUGAGCAAGGAUGAGAGCACUGCCCUCCAGUGGCCAUCGGAACUAUUAAUUUUCACCAAAGCAGAACCCUCCGUUUCCUACAGUUGUAACCCCUUAUACUUUGACUUUAAACUUUCCAGAAACAGAGAUGCCAGAGCUAAGGGGACAGAAAAACCAAAAGAUGGUGCAGGCUCCUCAAAGGAUCACCUCCAGGGCCUUGAUCCUAGAGAGCUGAGUAAAAGCAAGGACGGGGACCAGGAUGUAGUGCACUCCUCAGAAGGCAGAGGGGAUGAACCUGCUUCAGGGGCUGCCUGUAGCAGCCUGAACAAGCAGGAACCUGGUGGUAGCCAUGGGUCAGAGACUGAAGACACAGGAAGAAGCCAUCCUAGCAAGAAAGAACCAUCAGGCAAGUCCCACAGACACAAAAAGAAAAAGAAACACAAAAAAUCCAGUAAACACAAACGGAAACACAAGGCAGACUUGGAAGAGAAAAGUUCUAAGGCAGAGUCUGGAGAGAAAUCUAAGAAGCGCAAAAAACGAAAACGAAAGAAGAACAAGUCAUCAGCCCCACCUGAUUCUGAACGAGGACCCAAACCGGAACCCCCUGGGAGUGGUAGCCCUGCACCACCAAGAAGACGCCGCCGUGCUCAAGAUGAUUCCCAGCGACGGUCCCUUCCUGCUGAAGAAGGAAACAGUGGCAGGAAGGAUGAUGGGGGAGGUGGGAGCAGUUCCCAAGAGCACAGUGGAAGGAAACACAAAGGGGAACCUCCAGCUCCAUCCUGCCGUCGGAGAGCUGGCGGCAAACGGAGCAGCCGCUCCAGCCAUCGGAGCCAGCCCAGCAGUGGGGAUGAGGAGAGUGAUGAGGCCUCUUCUCACAGGCUGCACCAGCAGUCUCCAUCCCAGUACAGUGAGGAGGAGGAAGAAGAAGAAGAGGAAGAGGAGGAGGAAGAUGAAGACUCGGGCAGUGAGCAUUCUCGUAGCCGCUCUCGAUCUGGCCGUCGCCAUUCCUCACACCGAUCCUCCCGGCGUUCUUACUCGAGCAGCUCGGAUGCUUCCUCAGACCAGAGCUGCUACAGUCGACAGCACAGCUACUCCGACGACAGCUACAGUGACUAUAGCGACCGGUCCCGAAGGCACUCCAAGCGCUCUCAUGAUUCAGAUGAUUCAGACUAUGCCAGCUCCAAACACAGGUCCAAACGACACAAAUACUCAUCCUCCGAUGAUGACUAUAGCCUCAGUUGCAGCCAGUCCCGGAGCCGAUCUCGGAGUCAUACUAGGGAGCGCUCAAGAUCCCGGGACCGGAGCCGCAGCAGCAGCUGUAGUCGCAGCCGAAGCAAGAGGAGAAGUCGCAGCACCACAGCCCACAGCUGGCAGCGGAGCCGGAGCUACAGCCGGGACCGCAGCCGCAGCACCAGGAGUCCUUCCCAGAGGUCAGGCUCCAGGAAGGGGUCGUGGGGUCAUGAGAGCCCGGAGGAGAGGCGCUCUGGCCGACGGGACUUCAUUCGCUCAAAGAUCUACCGCUCUCAGUCUCCCCACUAUUUCCGAUCAGGUCGGGGAGAAGGACCUGGGAAGAAAGACGAUGGCCGAGGAGAUGACAGUAAGGGAGCAGGCCUGCCCUCCCAGAACAGCAGUACCGGCACAGGAAGUGACUGCAGCCCUGAAGAUAAGAACUCUGUCACUGCCCGGCUGCUGCUAGAGAAGAUCCAGUCCAGGAAAGUGGAGAGGAAACCCAAUAUGUGUGAGGAGGUGCUGGCCACCCCUAAUAAGGCUGGGCUCAAAUACAAGAACCCCCCACAAGGUUACUUCGGGCCUAAGCUCCCCCCUUCUCUUGGUAAUAAGCCUGUCCUUCCACUGAUAGGGAAGCUUCCAGCUACCCGGAAGCCCAGUAAGAAAUGUGAAGAGUCUAGCUUGGAAAGGGGUGAAGAGCAGGAGCAGUCUGAGCCAGAAGAAGAGUCCCCAGGGAGUAGUGAUGCUCCAUUUGGGCAUCAGUUCUCAGAGGCAACAGGUGGUCCCUUAUCAGACCCUCCUCCGGAAGAGCCAAAGUCUGAAGAAGCUACUGCUGAUCACUCUGCGGCUCCGCUAGGCACCCCAGCACACACUGACUGCUACCCUGGGGAUCCAGCCAUCUCCCAUAACUACCUCCCUGACCCCAGUGAUGGAGAUACCCUGGAGUCUCUGGAUAGUGGCAGUCAACCAGGCCCUGUGGAAUCCAGCUUGCUACCUAUAGCCCCAGACCUUGAGCACUUCCCCAGUUACGCGCCUCCCAGUGGAGAACCUAGUGUUGAGUCGACAGAUGGGACUGAGGAUGCUUCCUUGGCUCCUCUAGAGAGCCAGCCCAUCACCUUCACCCCUGAGGAGAUGGAGAAGUACAGCAAGCUCCAGCAGGCUGCACAGCAGCACAUCCAGCAGCAGCUUCUGGCCAAACAAGUAAAGGCCUUCCCAACCUCAGCAGCCCUGGCCCCGGCCACACCAGCCCUGCAGCCGAUUCACAUUCAGCAGCCAGCCACAGCCUCUGCCACCUCCAUCACAACUGUUCAGCAUGCCAUCCUACAGCACCAUGCUGCGGCUGCUGCCGCUGCCAUUGGCAUUCACCCUCAUCCUCACCCCCAGCCACUUGCCCAAGUACAUCAUAUUCCCCAGCCCCAUCUGACCCCUAUUUCCUUGUCCCAUCUCACUCACUCGAUCAUCCCUGGCCACCCUGCCACCUUUCUUGCUAGCCACCCUAUCCAUAUAAUCCCUGCUUCAGCCAUCCAUCCCGGGCCCUUCACUUUCCACCCUGUCCCACACGCUGCCCUCUACCCUACCCUGCUUGCACCACGGCCUGCUGCAGCAGCUGCCACUGCCCUCCAUCUUCACCCUCUUCUUCACCCCAUCUUCUCAGGUCAGGACCUGCAGCACCCUCCCAGCCAUGGUACUUGAGUGGGAAUUUGUAAGCUUCAGUUGGGCUAGGGAAGGUGACCUAUUCUUCCCUGGGGGUGUUGAGCCAUUUAUUCCAGCAAGUCAAAGCUGGAAUGGGCAGUGUCUUGACAGCCAAAGAAAUGAGUUUUGGCUUGCAGGGAUGGAUUUAGAUUCGAGGUUUGCUUUGGGUUUACUAUCAGGGAUAUUUUCCCCUUUCUAUUAGUUCCUCCCUCCCUUGUUUCUACGCUAGGGAACACCAGUAAGUGCUACCCACACUCCUCUGCAGCAGACUGUCAAGUAUAGAUACUUCCUGCCUCCCUCUACUUUCUAGUCCUCUGCUCUUCCCUCUGUAAGUUUAAAACAUUUUCCUCCUCUGAUGGGUUGUCACCAAAGCACCUGCCUGCCCUGGGCCCAUCUGGCCUUGCCCUCCUCAGUGCCACGAGGAAGGCCAGGCUGUCUCUUCAGCGGUGGAAACUCCGCCACUUUGGGCAGUGUCUUUGAACAGCGUUUGGUGACGUCAUCCCAGGUGAGGUGGAAGAGGGAGUCUAACCUAGAACCAAAAGCAACUCAGGCUGCAAUUUAAUUACUUUCCUUACAAACGGAGCCGCGCAUUGGGCACUACUGUCCUCAUUGCCCCUCGUCUCAGAAGAGGCAUCUACAUAUCCCAGAAAAGAAGAUCCUAUCAUGAGUAGAAGCUAUGCGGAACAGAGAGUCACCAUGUGCUUCCCAGAAAGGAGCUCAUGUCCGGAGGGUAUAUUUUCUUCUGUUAUGUUGAUGUUUUUCUUCUUAAUUUAUAGGAUUUUUUAAUGUAAAAUUGCACUGAACUCUAUAAACGUAAAUGCUGCUUUUUGUAGCCCAUAUUAAAAAGGUUCCGUAUUUGUAGUAUACUGCAAUAAUAUUUUUUACAUCCAGCUCUUUAAGUGAUCCUUGUUCUGGUGGCUUUCUGUAAAUAUGUUUGCCCUAGUUGAAUUAAGAAACUUUAAAGGUUAUAAAGUUAAAAAAAAAAUAAAGUAUUUGUUUUCUGCUAGAUGCAAAAAUGACUAAGCAUGUAUAUUUUAUCAAGCUCCUGUAUUUUUUGAAGUUAUGAACUAUAAAAAUGUUAUGACUUUUUUUUUUUUUUUUUUUUUUUUUUUUGCUGGGACAAGUGUUAAGUAAUUUGCAGUAAUUGGUUCAUCCUGCACUGGGAUUUUUGAGAUAAUGGGCAGCAAGCAGCUGCAGGCAUCAGGAGGAUGCUCAGUUUCAGUGGUCUCCCUGAUAUGCUUUGUUAUACAGAGAAACAGUGGACUCCGUGAGAAGGGGAAGAUUGAUUCAACAGCUUUAUUCUCUGGCAGCAGUGACACUCGGUGAUUGUCUGAGAGAGGUCCCUUGGUUCCCCUUGGGACCUGGUUCUGGACAGUCUGUUUGCCUUCCUAGUAUUUAGCCCCCUCUGACAAUUUUUUUAAUGUGCCUUUUGGGUUGGCUAGAAACUAAAAUAGAAGUAGACCAGAGGAUAAUACAUAGAGUUGGGACAGUUUUCUCCUCCUUCUGUUGGGAGGUGAGCGCGUUUACAGGGACUUGGAGGUCUUUGGCUUUGCGGUUGUGUGCCGUCUGCCCAGCUCGGUUUCAGCAGUAGAGGCUCCUUUUUCUUUUCUCCCGUGACACUGACCGGGAGUGCAUCAGUCCCUCUUCCCUCUUGCCUUCCCUUCACCCAGGCUCUCAGCCCUAGGUACCACUCUGACCCAAAGGUGCUUGUCAUGCAGGUCUCAUCUCCUCUGUUGUUAGUGUUCUUCUUGGGACUAGAACUGGGUAAGCAGUCAGCUGACAAGGUGAACAACCCGACUUGCCUCGGCCAAGCUUCUCUAGUCAUGCUUUCUAGAGUCCCCAGUAGGGAGAGGUUUUGAGUUUGUGAGAAGCAAGUGCUGGGCGAACGAGGCGCUUGGCUGAGCCCCUCCGGCCUGCUCAGGCCUCGCCUGGUUCAGAAGUCUCACUUUUUGGAUAACCAGCCCUGGAAAAAUGAAAUCAUGGAUUUGAAGUGAAGGGACUCACUUUCCUUGCUUUCAGCCCAUGUAAAUAUUGAAACAAACAAUACAGUGUUAACAUUUUUGUGCUGCUUCCCAUUAGGUUGUAGAUGGCGCUGCACUCUGGCCGCCUCUGCCUUCCUGGAGGCAGUUCUCUUUAACUUCCAGAAUAGUAGUUUUAAAACUUCAGAAAAAAAAAAAGGAAAAACAAAAUAACCUAUCCUUACUUACAAGCAUAACAGAUUGUAUUUAACUUUAUCACAUAUGAUAGAGAUAUAUAUGCUGUAAAAUGAGGGAAGGAACUUUCUAAUAAACCAAUGCUUUGUGGAAAAUUA